Molecule: messenger RNA, 2050 nt
Organism: Cucumis sativus (cucumber)
Lineage: Eukaryota; Viridiplantae; Streptophyta; Magnoliopsida; Cucurbitales; Cucurbitaceae
Product: vicilin-like seed storage protein At2g28490
Exons: 5
Coding region: 354-1880 (508 amino acids)
Source: RefSeq, a predicted model, not a curated record
UAUGAUUGUAAAUUUGUAUAAAGUCAUCCACUCUUAGGUGGAUCGUAUGCUUAAGCAGAUGGAAAAUUCUAAAAUGUAUUUGUCCAGGCAACAAAAUACCAAACACAAAAGUGAAACAAAUGGCAUAUGUUUUUAGCUAUUCAAGCGAAAGACUCUGUCCUGGUUCUGAAUGUCCCACAAACUUCUCAACUGUGUCUAAGUUAAAACCCGCCAGCAAACCGUAUAAACUUGCAUGAACGACACGUGUUAUCCGCAAUCUUCUGAUCUUCAUCUUCAUAAAGCCUCACCAAAACGUCACUCAUUGCCACCAACAAAAAAAGAAAGAGAAGGAGAAAAACAGAGAAGCAACAAAGAUGGGGAAGAAAGAAGCCCUUUUGAUACUGUUGAUUGUUGCGGUUUUGGGAAAUGCAAUUGGGAUUAAGGAGGAAGAAGAAGAAGAAUGGUGGAGAGAGAGAGAAGAAGAGAAGUUUGGAAGCAAAGAAAGGUUUCUAAUGGUGGACUCGAAGAAAGUGAUAGAGACAGAAGCAGGAGAAAUGAGGGUUAUGAGAGGUCCAAUUUCAAGAAUUCUUGACAAGGCCAUGCAUAUUGGCUUCAUCACCAUGGAACCUAAAUCCUUGUUUGUGCCUCAGUAUUUGGACUCCACCUUGAUUCUCUUCGUCCGUAGAGGGGAUGUGAAAGUCGGAUUGAUUUACAAAGACGAGUUAGCAGAGAGGAGGAUGAAGGGUGGGGACGUAUUCCGCAUACCAGCCGGUUCGGUAUUUUACAUGGUGAACGUAGGGGAAGGACAGAGACUUGAGAUUAUCUGCAGCAUUGAUAAAUCUGAGAGUUUGAGUUAUGGUACUUUCCAGUCCUUCUUCGUAGCUGGAGGAAAGUAUCCUGGGUCAGUUCUUGCCGGAUUCGACCAGGAUACAUUAGCUACAGCAUUUAAUGUUUCUUAUACAGAAUUGAGAAGGAUUUUAUCAAGACAACGACAGGGUCCAAUCGUUUACAUCUCAGACACUGAAUCGCCUAGGGUUUGGAGCAAGUUUCUGCAAGUGAAAGAUAAAGCCAGACUAAGUAAAGUAGCUGAUAACAAUGAAGAUGGUGAAGAAUCGGAGAAAAAUAAGCGAUGGUCGUGGAGGAAGCUCAUGAAUUCGAUCUUCAGAAAUGAAAAUCGGGACAAAAGCAAAAAAAUAACAAGAACAGGAAAAUCCCCCGAUUCGUACAAUCUCUACGACAAAACCCCAGACUUCAGCAACGCCUACGGAUGGAGCGUUGCCCUAGACGAAACCGAGUACCAUCCUCUAGGUCACUCCGGAAUCGGAGUUUAUCUAGUCAAUCUCACAGCGGGAUCAAUGAUGGCACCGCACGUAAAUCCAACGGCAGCGGAGUACGGCAUCGUCCUCAGAGGCACAGGUACAAUACAGAUCGUGUAUCCAAACGGAACCUCCGCGAUGAACGCGGAAGUAACCGAAGGAGACGUGUUCUGGAUUCCAAGAUACUUCCCUUUCUGUCAAAUCGCAUCUAGAACAGGUCCGUUCGAGUUCUUUGGAUUCACAACGUCGUCGCGGAAGAAUCGGCCCCAAUUCCUGGCGGGAGCGAGUUCGAUUUUCCACACCUUGAGAAACAUGGAGAUGGCGACGGCUUUUGACAUAACAGAGGAUGAUAUGGAGAGGUUGCUAGGGGCGCAGUACGAGGCGAUAAUUCUGCCGUCGGCGGAGAUAGCGCCGCCGCACAAGGAGGAGGAGAAGAAGAGGAGGAAAGAGGAAGAGAGGAGGGAAGCGGAAACGGAAACGGAAACGGAAUGGGAAAGAGAGAGGGAAAGGGAAAGGGAAAGGGAAAGGAGAGUGGAUGAAGUGGUUGGAAGCUUUGGAAGGAAUUUGGUUAUGGGAUUUGCUUAGUUAAAGAGUUGAAACGGGCGGGAAAUAAACUAUAAUUUCCAUUGCUUUUUUUUUUUUUCUUUUUCUUUUUCCUUUUUAUUUUCUUCUUUUAAGGUCUGCUUCGUUUUGGUUUAGGGUUUGUUCAUGAGAAGUUGAGUAUUUGUUAAUAAAACCCGUAACUUCUUACUCCA